AUGAUUUCCAGUGACAAUAACGACGAUGUUGAUAUAUAUGAAAGCUUUGACAAACUUAACUGCAGAAUGGAUACCGAAAAUUUCAGUGAUGAUACUGCCUUUCAGCAGGUUGUAAAAAAUACCAGUAAUGGUAGAAAAGCACCGCUGCUAGGAAGAAGUUUAAACACUUCCAAUAUCCGAGGACCUAAUUAUGUACCCAUAGCCAGAGUACCUACUGCAGCUAAUUUAAGAUUAGCAACAGCUUCGGGAUUUGGGAGCGGAGAUGGUGGCAGACCAAUGACUUCUGUCAGAGCAGCAGGCUAUUCUUCGAUGGGUCGUAGGUUAAGUACGUCUCAAUCAGUGAACCAAGGUUGGACGAGUGGACAGGCAGUACCGACAAAUAUCGAUGUUGGUGGUGUUCCUCCAUUGGAGACCAAACCAGAAGAUAGUCCUGAAGAACGUAUCAAAAAUAUGGAGAAACGAGUGAAUAACUUAAUCGAAGAAAGCUGUAUAGCUGCAUGUCAAGGAGAGAUAACUGUUGCUUUAGAGAAAGCUAAAGAAGCUGGUCGAAAAGAGCGUGUGCUUGUUAGACAAAGAGAGCAACUUGGUGUUGCGGAUCAAGUCAAUUUAGAUUUAACAUAUUCAGUCCUCUUCAAUUUAGCUAAUCGUUAUACAGCCAGUGGAAUGUAUCAAGAAGCAUUGAACACAUACCAGGCUAUUGUUCGAAAUAAAAUGUUUGCUCAUGCAGUCAUAAUUCACGUGUUAUUCGCAGUAUUUGCAAGUUUUAUUAGGUUACAGUAA
Heterobilharzia americana is the source of this 780-nucleotide messenger RNA. NCBI's taxonomy places the organism in Eukaryota, Metazoa, Platyhelminthes, Trematoda, Strigeidida, Schistosomatidae. The record is from the annotation of a GenBank genome assembly.